This is a messenger RNA of Aspergillus puulaauensis, 2103 nucleotides long. Its product is annotated as acetoacetyl-CoA synthase. Gene Ontology annotation, biological process: lipid metabolic process. The transcript has 4 exons. The record is from RefSeq and is a predicted model, not a curated record. Gene Ontology annotation, cellular component: cytosol. NCBI's taxonomy places the organism in Eukaryota, Fungi, Ascomycota, Eurotiomycetes, Eurotiales, Aspergillaceae. Bases 1 to 2103 code for a protein of 700 amino acids. Gene Ontology annotation, molecular function: acetoacetate-CoA ligase activity.
AUGGCCUCCGCAGAAGACAUUCCCCGCAAGCUUUGGGCGCAUCCCAACCCUAGGGCUACCCUGAUGUGGGACUUCAAGCAGAGGCUGGAGAAAGAGAAGGGUAUCAGCUUGCCAACCUACCAUGACCUUCAAACCUGGUCAGUGAAGAAUCGCGCCGUAUUCUGGGACUUUAGUUGGAAAUUCUUUCCUAUCAUCUACGAAGGUUCUUAUACUACCGUAGUUGAUGAAUCCGCUCGGAUCGAUAGUAUUCCCAGCUGGUUUGAAGGAGUUCGGCUGAAUUUUGCUGAGAACAUGCUUUUCACUGCCGAAAAGGCACCAAACGGGUCUCAUUUCAUCACUACAACCGGAAAGGAAGACAGCAAAAUCGUGGCGACCCAAGUCCGCGAAGGAGCCCUGGAGCCUGAUGUCUCCAUUACUUGGUCCCAAUUGAGACAACGGACAGGGGGACUGCUACAAGCACUCAAGGCGGCUGGCGUGACCAAAGGAGAUCGCGUAGCCAUUGUCGCUAGCAACAGCAUCGACACAUUGGUGGUCUUCCUGGCCACUACCGCUCUCGGAGCACUGUUCUCAUCCGCCUCUACUGAUACUGGUGUCAAAGGCAUCCUCGACCGUCUUCUCCAAAUAAGACCAAAAUACGUGUUCUUCGAUGACGCCACUGUAUACAAUGGGAAGCACAUUGAUCUGCGGCCGAAGAUCACUGAUGUCGUUAACGGCCUUACGGAAGUUUCCGAGUUCGAAAGCUUAGUUACUCUUCCUCGAUUCCCUGGUCGUCCGGUUGAUGUGUCUGGCGUACCCAAAGCCCAGCCUCUGGCACAUCUACUUGCAACUGCGCCAUCCGACAAGCUAGAGUUUGUCCGUGUUGGGUUCCGCGAUCCUUUCCUUGUAGCUUUCUCCUCAGGGACAACCGGGAAGCCGAAGCCGAUAGUACACGGUGUCGGUGGCUAUAUCCUCAACUCGAGUAAGGAAGCUCGACUACAUCGUUGCCACAGUUCAGAGUCAGUCACGCUCCAAUACACUACUACUGGCUGGAUUAUGUACAUGUCCGCCAUAUCGGGCUUAUUAUUUGGUGGAAGGACAAUACUCUAUGAUGGAAGCCCCUUCAUACCUGGUCCAAAGGUCCUUAUCCAGCUCCUAGGGAAAUACAAAGUAACACACUUUGGCACAUCCCCGCGUUACCUUCACGAGUUGCGCAAGAACGGCAUAUCCCCACGCAACGAAGAGGACCUCAGCAAUCUUGUCGGUGUCACAAGCACAGGAAUGGUUCUCCCCGAAUCCAUCGCUGAGUGGUUUUACGACAAGGGAUUCCCAGCUCGCGCGCAGCUAGCAAAUAUCUCGGGUGGAACAGACCUGGCAGCUUGCUUCGGGCUCGAGAACCCCCUGACCCCGCUCUACCUAGGCGGCUGCCAGGGUCUCCCACUUGGAAUCGCAGUGGAAGUUUACGACCAAGCUGACGAAGGUGCCUCCGGCGUAAAGGGAACUGCCGUUCCCGAUGGCGUCCCAGGCGAGCUCGUCGCAACAACAGCAUUUCCAACAAUGCCGGUUAAAUUCCUCGGCGAUGAUGGCCCAACGAAAUAUUUUGAUUCCUACUUUGCCCGGUUUGAUAACGUCUGGACCCACGGCGACUUCAUCUCCAUCCACCCAAGAACGAAACAAGUCUACUUCCUCGGCCGCUCUGACGGAGUGCUCAACCCCUCCGGAAUCCGUUUCGGCUCUGCCGAAAUCUACAACGUGAUUGAGACCCAAUUCACGCACGAAAUUGUCGACUCGCUAUGUGUCGGACAGAGGAGGCCUCAGGACACCGACGAAUCCGUCGUCCUGUUCUUACUCAUGCGGCCCGGGCAUGGUCUUACGGUUGAGCUUGUAGGGCGUGUUAAGGAGGCUAUUAAGAAGGCGUUGAGUGCGAGACAUGUGCCGAAGUAUAUUUUUGUGACGCCUGAGAUUCCGACGACGGUGAAUCUCAAAAAGGUUGAACUACCUGUGAAGCAGAUUGUCUCUGGGAAGAAGAUCAAAGCAUCGGGAACGCUGCUGAAUCCGGAUAGUUUGGAGUACUACUACCAGUUUGUUGAUGUGGAGAGACUGGUUGAGCCAAAGAGUAAGCUAUGA